AAUGUGCUUUCAAUGAAUAUUGCCUAAAAUAGAUUUGAUAAUGAAAGGUUGCGGGUAAACUUCAAAACGUUCUUCAAAAACUCUCUCGAACAAUUUUCUAAAAUAGUGCUUAAAAUGUGUUAAUUGAUAAUUAAUAAUAGAUUAUGGGUAAUUUUUUUUACGUUUUUCAAAAACUCUCCCAAUAACCUAUAUCUUUCUCGGAAAACGGGGAGGUGGGGACAGAUGCCGGAAAUUCCAGAAUCAGACUAAAUAUAACUGAUAAUUUUUUACUACCAAUAAAUUAAUGUGCUUUUUAGAUCUUUGUAUUAAUACUAUCAUGGAAACGUAGAUAUGAAAUUAAGCUGUGUUGAUAUCACGAUCUAUUUGAGGAUGGAUUUCCGGGAGUGACUGAUACGCUCCGCCCCCUAGUGAAUAUGCAUGAGGCUAUCAUGCUUGAGUAAACAUAGCCGGACCACGUCUAUAAAUUCUCGGUUCAUUCACAAGAAUUUCAUUCACGACUCGAAAAUAGAUCGAGACAAUAAACUGAUAGCUUUGAGAAGUUACUGAACUGGGUAGCUGUCAUUAUUCUGAGCAAUAUAGUUUCAUUACCUUACAACUGACAACAGAGUGUGACAAACGAAUAUAUUUCAGAAAUUGGCAUCAUUCUUGUGCAGAAUUAUUAUUCGAGGUUUUAAUAUUGUUAAUUAAAGAAGUGAAAUUUCGUGCAAUAUAAAGAAUGGCUUCACAUCAGAAUGAAAGAAUUGCAACCUCCAGUCAGGACCAUCGUGGGAAGGCAAGGGUCCAUCACAUUACCUCCAUGCUCCGUGACUUGCUCAUCGUGGUGGUCGUUGUGAUGGCAAUUACGUCGUCUCAUGUUGAAUCCGCAACACUAAGGCGAAGAGUUCGAGCAAUUGACAGUUCCACGAGAAGAGAGAUUGUCAAUAAUAUGAAUGGGAUUUUAGGGUUGCUACACUGCAGUAGUAACUGUCUCCGUAAUGAUUUUUACAAUGCACGUUUUCCCAACAACAACGUACCUGAGGUGAAUAUGUCUUGGCCAACUCCCAUAGAUCUGGCUACUGUCGACACUCGAGAUACUACAGAGGCGGAACAAAAACUUCCCCAUCUUCAUAGAAGCAUUAGCCUAUUCGAGACAUUGCUUCAUGAAAUGCAACAAGCCGAAUUAGACGAGGAAAGAAGACUGAUGGAGAAUGAAGAGGCCCAAUUCACAGCUUUCAAUCAUAGGUUUAACGAAGUCAAUGAUAGGAUGUACAACAUCAGACUAGCUUUAAAACACAGUAUGGAUAAACUCGGUCUGACCGCUCUAGAUUCUCAUCCUACGAAUGAACCAUUUGCAAAUAAAACUCACAUCGAAUACUCACCUGCCAUGUUACAUGUUCUGGACAAGAUUGGAACAGAUCUUCAAAUUUUAGAACAUAUAAUGUCCAUAAUAACGUAAAGCAACAAUUAGUCUCUAUAAGCGCUCAAGCAGUAAUGUAACAUCAUUACUAUUUGCACAUAGAUCUGAGUUGAACAGUUCAAAUUCUAGCAGUUCUUGAAAUUUCUUUCAUUUUCAAAGAAUUUUCCUUUUUUUUAUUUCUCCGAUCGGUAAUGAUCCCUAUAUGUUUAUGUAUGGUGAUAUUCACCACUCUAUUAAUAAUCUCAUGAUACAUCUGAGUUUGAAUCUAUAGAACUGAUUGUUUUGACCACUGACAUAAAUAUAUUUACAACUAUUUUUGCGCUAUAUAAUUGCUUAUUAUUAUUACUAUUAUAAAUACAUUUCAUAGAUUAAAUACUGGAUGUUCUGAAGAAAGAAUUGAAUUUAUGUACAUAAAAAUGCAUGUACAUCAAUGUUUUUCAAUCAUUGCUAAAUUAUUUCAAAUGCAUGUUUUUUUCUUCAUGAAAUUAUGAAGAAGUCUAUAUUCAAACAUUAAUAAUCAAAUUUGAUUAUUUAUCAUAUUUAUGAAGUCAUGUUAUAAAUAUUUGAAACAAUAUCCAACAAGGUUGAUAACACCUCUCACAAAAAUAUUAAAGGACAAGUCCACCUCAGAAAAAUGUUGAUUUAGAUCAAUAGAGAAAAAUCAGACCAGCA
Messenger RNA from Lytechinus variegatus (green sea urchin), 2068 nucleotides. RefSeq lists its product as uncharacterized. The record is from RefSeq and is a predicted model, not a curated record. The transcript is spliced from 5 exons. Bases 716 to 1435 code for a protein of 239 amino acids. NCBI's taxonomy places the organism in Eukaryota, Metazoa, Echinodermata, Echinoidea, Temnopleuroida, Toxopneustidae.